CCAAAAAAAAAAAAAAACCCCAAAACCUGCAGAGCUACAACCGUCCCCACGAUGUCCAGAUGAGAGAGUUUGAGAUGCUGAGGAAGCUCAACCACAGCAACAUUGUCAAGCUGCACACUGUGGAAGAGCUUCCCUCUAAGCAGAAGGUACUGGUGAUGGAAUAUUGUUCAGGUGGAAGUCUGCUCAGUCUGCUGGAGGAACCGGAGAAUGCCUUCGGCCUCCCUGAGCCUGAGUUCCUCACGGUGCUACAGUGUGUAGUGCAGGGGAUGAACCACCUACGUGAGAACGGAGUGGUUCACAGAGACAUCAAGCCGGGCAACAUCAUGCGUCAGGUGGGAGAGGACGGCAGGUCUGUUUACAAACUGACAGACUUUGGAGCAGCAAGAGAGCUGGAGGAUGAUGAGAAGUUUAUGUCCAUCUACGGGACUGAGGAAUAUCUGCAUCCAGACAUGUAUGAACGCGCAGUGUUGCGUAAACCUCACCAGAAGUCCUAUGGAGUGAGCGUUGACUUGUGGAGCAUUGGUGUGACAUUUUACCAUACUGCCACUGGGAGUCUCCCUUUCACACCCUUCGAAGGACCUCGCAGAAACAAACCUCUGAUGUUUAAAAUAACUACACAGAAACCCACAGAUGCCAUCGCUGGAAUACAGCGGGUGGAGGGUGGACCUAUAGACUGGAGCUACGACCUGCCUCACAGCUGCCAACUGUCCCUGGGUCUGAAGGCGCUCUUAGUCCCAGUCCUAGCAGGUAUCCUGGAGGCAGACCAGCAGCAGUGCUGGGGCUUUGACCAGUUUUUCACAGCCACCACAGACAUACUGCAGCGUCAGCCGGUUCAUCUCUUUGCUCUGCAGCAGGCCGCGGUCCACUCCAUCUAUGUACACCACUACAACACAGUGUCGGUCUUUUUCGAGGAGGUGGCGUCCCAGACUGGUAUAGGGCUUCAGCAGCAACAUCUGCUCUACCUGGGUCAUGACCUCCCCCUGGAGGGCAACAUGAAGGUGGUCAACCUCCCACGCAGUUCACCUACCCAGCCCCUGCUGCUGCUCAGCUACAAGCCUGAGGCUAACGUCAGCCUGCCCUUCAGAGAACCAGAGUCUCCUGUCAUCCCAUCCAGAUUUGAAGUUGUGGCAGAUUACAGUUUCUCCAAGGCGAUGGUCGGAGUGGUUCACCAGUAUCUGAGGAUCGUGCGGUCGCUGCGCACACACACAGAGCUGCUGCUGCAGGGAUACUACAGCUACAUGAUGAAGUUGCGGAGAGAGUGUGGAGAAGCCGUUCACAGCAUCGCACUGAUCACCGUCAGACUGCAGUCCUGCCUCGUCCUACAGCAGAGGAGUCACACGUUUGGUUUUAACUCAGAAAACCAAGGUUCAUCAGAUCAGAAACUCCAGCUGGUUCACCAACAUCUGCCCAUAUACGCCGCAGGAAUACACGAGUUCCAGAACCGACUGGAGCAGCUGCUGAUAGAACAGGCCAAGUUCACGGAGAGCCAGGCCAGUGAUAAGAGCUGCCAGAAAAUGGAGACGCUCCUUCAGAAGAUAACAGCGAUUCACCAGCAGUAUCGCAAGGACAGACUCACCGGCAAGUUGUCUUAUAACGAUGAACAAAUCCACAAGUUUGAAAAAAUCCACCUGUCGACUCACAUCAAACGAGUGAAGUCUCUGUUCAGAGAUGACUGUGUGCACAGAUACCGAGAGCUGCUGGCCUCAGUGGGGACAUGGAGCAGCAUCUUACAGGAGAUGCAGACACGACUGCAUGACUUCACCUCUUUCUCCACAGGCCUGUUGGCAGACCUGGAGCGGACUGAGCAGUGCCAGAAUAAGGUUCUGGACAGAAUGCUCUCCAGUCUGCAGGCCAACAGAACAGAGCAGCAGCCGGGAGUCACAGCGCAGGACAAAGAUCAGAUGGUGUCCAGGAUGCACCACCUGAAGGAGGAGAUGGAGCUUCUGGUCAGAGAGCUUCAGAAUAACAACACGGUCAUCGAGAGUCUGGGUGCAGUGAACACUGCAGCGGCCCUGCACAGCAGCUUGUCCAAACCCUCCACACUCUGACCAAAGUCAAAGUCGACCUGGCUCAUAAACUCUUAACAAUUCCAAGUACAACAUCCUCAGCCCUUCGACAAGAAGCUCAGGUCAUCCUCACAGCAGAGAACACUGAACUGGAUCUCCUUUCAGGAAGUGUCAGCGGUUAAUGUUGCUGCGGAGGAAGCGACUGAAGACGAUCAAUAACUGUGAAUUCUCCAUUUCCAGAUAAGAAGCCUGAACAACGUGGGAAGGGAAGAGUGUGUGUGUGUGAGUGAGUGUGUGUGUGUGAGUGUGUGCGGUUGAGGACUCAGCACAUCAGUUCAAUAUAAACCUCGUUAAUGCUUUUAGUGUUGCUGUAUUUCUAAUAGGCAGUAACACUGACGGACUGUCAGAAGAAUGGACAGAAACGACGUCAAUUAAUCGACCUCACUGGUUUUUUAAGGGGUUUUUUUUUCUCACUUUUUUUCCGGUAGCAUCAGAAGAAACAUUCAAAUGGAUCGUUCAACCUGACAAAUGAGUUCUCUUGGUUUUCAUGGUUAUAAUAAUGUGUAGAGUGGGGAAAAAAAAAAUUUCCCAAUGCCUCCUCGGUCAGUGGGUCAUCUGUGUAGAUGUGCUGUCAAAGUAAUGAACCACUGGUUGAUUACAUCACUGAUUGUCAAUAGUGAUGAAGCAGUUUUAGUUUGUUUUUUGGUCAUUGUUGUUGUUUAUCUGCGGUGAUAAAUUACUCAUGAAAAUCAUGAGUAAUUUAUCAGGUUUUAACUGUAAAAGAGAAAAGAUGAAAUCAGGGAGACUGGGCUGAGUCGAGAGUUGGGAAACGUUACUCCAGUCAGUAAAGUCACAUGUGCCAUAAAGUGAAAGUAAGAACAUUUGUUUUUUAUUUUCAUUUCAACUCAUUUAAACGUCCGUGACGAAGCAGUAAAACGUGAUCGUUUUUGUUUUUUGUUUCAGUUUCUGAACGACUCCAUCCUUGUUGACAAUUUAUUUUUUUAUCAUUUACUUGUUGUGUUUAAAGGGAGAAAUGAAUGAAGACGAGGUGUUUGUUGUUGACACUGGAAACACGGUGUGUGAAAAUGAAAGUUCACCUCCCACUGCGACUCCUGACCCUGGGGGUUUCUACACGUAGGGGGAUUCGCUGCUCUGUGGUUUCCUGCUGCUCAUAUGACGGUUAUUUGGCAAAGGGGAAAUUUUGUGUUUGUGUUUUUUUUUUUUUCAACCCACACAAACAAGGCUGAGAUUCACUUGAUAUUUUCUCAUGGUGAUUUGGAGGCUGAGUGUAAUUCCGACAUGACAUAAUCAAAACAUGGAUGUCCGAUAGUAACGUGUUGCUGAUAUUGUCCAAACAAUUUCUGAUUCUGAUAUAUGCAGCCCCCAAAACGGAGGUAAACGUCCAGCAAAUUUUGCAAAGCGAUCUUACCAAUAUUACAUAAUUAUGAUGUAACGGCCCGAUAAAAUCAACCGACCGAUCUACUUGACGGGUUCAAGUGUUUCAGAUCUUCUGUUUUUAUUUCUCAAAGACGAUGAAACGAUCCAUUGUCAGGCAGCUCCACAGAUCAUUACUGUCUGUUGUUGGGUCAGUGGUUCAUAUUAGUCAGUACUGUACGAGGGUUAGUUUUAAUUAUUAAAGAUGUCAGACCCGUCUCUAACGACUGUAUUAAAUACUCGUGAGAUGCCGACCUGUGUUUUCUGUUCAACCCUCACUUGAACUUGAUAAAGAUUUACAACAGGU
Molecule: messenger RNA, 3747 nt
Organism: Cynoglossus semilaevis (tongue sole)
Lineage: Eukaryota; Metazoa; Chordata; Actinopteri; Pleuronectiformes; Cynoglossidae
Gene: ikbke
Product: inhibitor of nuclear factor kappa B kinase subunit epsilon
Exons: 19
Coding region: 60-2048 (662 amino acids)
Biological process (GO): peptidyl-serine phosphorylation
Cellular component (GO): cytoplasm
Molecular function (GO): protein serine/threonine kinase activity; ATP binding
Source: RefSeq, a predicted model, not a curated record